UCAGGGGACUAGAGAGAGAGCGAGAAAGAGAGAGAGAGAGAGAGGCUGUGGGCCUCGGCGGCUCUCUUUGAUCUCACCUUUUGCUGCUAUUCUUCCAAGAAUCUGAUUCCAAUUCUAAGCUUGUGGAUGGAGCAUAGUGAUUACAUUUCUGCUGAGUUUCUGCUAUGGUGAUAGACUCUGAUGAUUUCAGUUGAGUUUUACUUGUGGUCUGCGUGGCAUUGAUAGCAUAUUCCUUUUUUCCGUAAACUAUGAACUCUGUAUGGAGCUUCGCUUCAAAUGCCAUUGCCGGAAGUAUUGGACCCAAGAAACAAUCCGGAAAACCAGGUCCAUCCAAUCCUGAUUGCUCUGAUGAUGAGGUCUCUUCAUGCACUAGCAGGGAAGAGGGUUUAGAAUGUCCUAUAUGCUGGGAAUCAUUCAACAUUGUGGAGAACGUGCCUUAUGUCUUGUGGUGCGGCCACACGCUCUGCAAGAAUUGUGUUCUUGGACUUCAAUGGGCCAUUGUCAAGUUCCCGAGCCUUCCAAUCCAGCUUCCUCUCUUCAUUUCCUGCCCAUGGUGUCACUUAUUGUCAUUCCGGCUUGUUUACAAGGGCAACCUCAAGUUUCCCCGGAAGAACUUCUUCCUUCUCUGGAUGGUUGAGAGUAUGACCAGUGACCGAGGGCGGUCUCAUUCUUUAUUUUGCACUGACCACCAGCCAGUCUGGCCUUCAAACAAUGGACCUUCAAACAAUGGAUUGGCCCCACGAAGCAGCAGUCUUCUUCACCAUAAUCUUCGAAGGUCCCCAUAUGUGCAUCAAGACCAUCCUCAUCCAAGCACCGACCAAGCCAACCUCAUGCCAAACUACUUAAAUGUUGAGAGGAUUCCUUCUUCUCUUCGUAAAUCCUUGGCCUUCUUUGUGAAUCUAACAGCUAAGUUUCCGCUCAUCAUCAUUUUCCUCCUCAUCAUAUUGUACGCAAUCCCCGCCAGUGCCACCAUUUUAGCUCUUUACGUCCUCGUCACCAUUCUCUUCGCUUUGCCUUCUUUCUUGAUAUUAUACUUUGCGUACCCCAGUUUGGACUGGCUCAUUAGAGAAAUCAUCACCUAAGAAUGAGUAAACGGUCCAAUUUGUCGUGAAACUUUCUGUUUGGUGAUUGAAAAGUAAAAAAGGUUCGUCGAAUUCCACAAGGUCUUGUUACCAUCUUUGUAUAUUGUAUCAGUGUGGUGUUUAAUGCUAUGGAUUUCAGAAAUUCCACAACUCUAAUGUCAUCAAGUGUGUGAUCAAAUAUCUUUUUCUGCUAGUUUUACUUCAA
Messenger RNA from Dioscorea cayenensis subsp. rotundata (Guinea yam), 1287 nucleotides. RefSeq lists its product as uncharacterized. NCBI's taxonomy places the organism in Eukaryota, Viridiplantae, Streptophyta, Magnoliopsida, Dioscoreales, Dioscoreaceae. The record is from RefSeq and is a predicted model, not a curated record. The coding region runs from base 249 to 1082 and encodes 277 amino acids. The transcript has 2 exons.